Molecule: messenger RNA, 545 nt
Organism: Pristis pectinata (smalltooth sawfish)
Lineage: Eukaryota; Metazoa; Chordata; Chondrichthyes; Rhinopristiformes; Pristidae
Product: programmed cell death 1 ligand 1-like
Exons: 4
Coding region: 9-545 (178 amino acids)
Biological process (GO): positive regulation of T cell proliferation; immune response; cell surface receptor signaling pathway
Cellular component (GO): external side of plasma membrane
Source: RefSeq, a predicted model, not a curated record
UCAGAAAGAUGAAGAUAAUCUCAUUACUGUUUAUUCUGGGAGCUCACCUUCCCCUGGAUGCAGCUCUUUUUAUGGUCACUGCUCCAAGACUGUCCUACACAGCAUCCUAUGGGAAUAACAUUACUAUGGAGUGUAUAUUUCCAGUUGAAUCCAAUUUCCAUACGAAUAUGUUAAAGGUAUACUGGUAUCACAUCCUGGACAACGGAACUUCUCAGUUAGUGUAUAAACUGUUCAACGGGAAAGCUGCUCUCCAGGACCAGUCCGUGGAAUACAGAGAAAGAGUGUUCCUGUUACUGGAUGAGCUCCACAAUGGACGUGCAGUACUGGAGAUUAACCAAGUGAGAGUUAGUGAUGCAGGGACCUACCGCUGUGUUAUUGCUCUCAAUGGAGUGGAUUAUAAAGAAACUGCACUGAGAGUCACAGCUUCCUAUAAAGAUAUAGAGACCCUCAACACCAAGGAAAAAAUGGAGACAGAAUUUGUUUGUCAAUCAGCUGGGUACCCUUUAGCUGAAGUCAUGUGGUAUUAUGCGAAUGGCAGAGACUAA